AUGGUAGCGACGGCGAUGUACGAAGUCACCAGUCAGUCACAGUAGUUAUCGAUGUCUAACUUGGGUAGAUACCAAUAAUCCUUCGCAGGCGACUUGUUCCCUAUGUGAAUAUUUCCUCCUACCCCUGUAAACCCGUAAAACGACGAAACUCUAUAAAGUGGUGAAUCAUUCAGUAUAAAUAUUACAUACUGCUGGUGCAAUCGCAAUAGUUGUCAACUUGGCAAAGUCGCCAUUUUUAUCGAGUCACUAGUUACCAGGCACUCCCGGUAAAAUUCACUCUAAAACAACAAUAGGUUGCGUGAUUGAUGACUCGAACAUGCAAUCUUCCAAAAUAUUUUGUAGAUUUUUCUUUAAUCUAAAGCCGUUUCGAUCGUGUCGAAGGUCAGUCCAUAGGCUUUAUGUACCCAAAUGUGAAAGGACUGAUCAAGAACUUGAAGAAGUUGUAAGGAAAAUCGACCAUCAUAUUGAGAGCAGUCGACGCCUUUUCGUAAUAACCGGAGCGGGUAUUUCUACGGAAUCUGGGAUCAGGGAUUAUCGUUCCGAAGAUGUUGGUUUGUAUGCAAUCAGCGAGAGCCGACCCAUUCAGUAUGCCGACUUUCUAAACAGCGCCGCAAAUAGAAAGAGGUACUGGGCAAGGAACUAUGUUGGCUGGGAUGAGUUUUCAACAAGAGAGCCGAAUACAGGCCAUUUUGCCCUGGCAGAGCUAGAGAAAAUAGGCAAAAUACAUUGGCUGGUGACGCAAAAUGUCGACGCUCUGCACACCAAAGCUGGUUCUCAAAGAAUCUCAGAGCUUCAUGGUUGUGCACACAGGUAGUGUAUGGCUGUUUAGCAGUCUGAUUCACUUAGGCAAUCAACCAGUCAGUCAGUCAGUCAGCACAUCAAUCAACCAACAGAUCAAUUUAUCCGUUGGUCAAUAAUUGCAGUUAGUCAAUCAGUCAGUCAAAGAGGCAGUCGGUCAGUCAGUUAAAGAUUCCAUGAUUCCCUUUGUUGGUUAGUAACUUUGUCAGCCAGUUGGAUCUAAACAACUAGUUGGUCAGUCAAACAGGUGCUUGAAUCAAGCAAUCAGUCGGACAAUCGGUCAGUCAGCCAGUCAAAACAGGCAGUCAGUCAAUAUCUAGUCAGUUAUUAAUAAAUUCACUGAAUAAUUAACUUAAUCAUAAAAAUUACAAUUUCCUCAAUUGUGAUUAGUUUCAAAAACUCCUAAUUUCCACCAAAUUUACUUGCCAAGUUGUUAUCAGUUUGUUUAUCAGACAGUUAAAUAAGCCAAUCACAUUCAAAUUUGUGGUUUAAAUCAAUCGAUUACAUUCAAAGUUGUAGUUUAAUCAACUAAUUACAACCAUAAAGCAAUUUACACCUCCUUUGUCAGUAUUUUAAUACAAAUUUUCCCCUUCUUUCAUAACUUGGCUAUUUGUCUUUUCUUGGAAAUUGUUUCUCCAGAUAAACAAGUCACACUGCUGAUGCAUGGUUGUCCAAUUUUUUAAUCACUCGUAUGAUUACAAACCAAAUUGGACUCCACUCAGUCCUAUUACCAUUACUAAGUUCAUAAUUAAGUCAGUUAUAGGAAGUCAGGGUUGCUUUCCUAAAUAUGUGUCCUUGGUACUUCAGAUUGAAGUGAGUGAAAUGCCUGGAAGUGACUUUAAGUACCUUCCACUCAACUCAGUUGCAAUCAACAACGUUUAUAAGCUUGUCAUACCUUGUCACUAGGAGUAAAUCUCUAACCUUUCAGG
Pocillopora meandrina is the source of this 1727-nucleotide messenger RNA. Lineage: Eukaryota; Metazoa; Cnidaria; Anthozoa; Scleractinia; Pocilloporidae. The record is from the annotation of a GenBank genome assembly.